AAAAAAAAAAAAAAGAAAGAAAAGAAGAACAAGAACACUAAGCUUCUUAACGAAUGACGCAGUAGAAACAGAGAGAACUGCAUAGAAUAGAAACUUCUAUGGCUACCGUCAACAAUUUCUUCCCCUCAGCAUCUAUCACUAGCAGCGGCCGCCCAGUGCUCCUUCCCAACGAGGUUGAGUGCCAACUACUUUCCGCCGUAGACCUUGAAUCUGACGAUGAUCCCAACUUCCCUUCCUUCAAAUCAGGUCUCCUCAUCCUCACUACCCACCGCCUCCUCUGGCUUCCUUCCAAUUCCACAACCCAUUCCAAUGCAAUUGCAAUCCCUCUAUCCCUCAUCACCCAUAUAUUCUCUCCCAAAAAGUCCAUCAAAGCCAUCUUUCACUCCCCUCGUGUUCGCUUCCAGGUCUCCUUGAAUUCCAAGAGCCUUGUUGUCACAGUGGUGGCCAGAGGGAAGGGGGACUGGGAUGGGUUUUUGCCCAAAUUCUUUGAGAAUUGGAGGGGAAGGGCUUGGGAGACUGAUACUGUGGGUUCCAGUACGGAUGGUUCUGUGGCGACUGCGGUAUCUGGUGCAAGUUCUAAUUCGGGUGGGUUUUAUUCAAGUGAUGGGUCAGUAAGAUUGGUGGGAGUUGCAGGGAUUCUAAGGAAGGAACAGGAGAUGUGGGAGAGUACGGACAAGAGCUUACAGGAAGCUUUCCAAGACUUAAAUGCGCUUAUGAGCAAAGCUAAAGAGAUGGUGAUGCUAGCAGAGAAAAUGAGGCAAAAGCUCUUGUCUGGCUCAAACUCGCAAACAUCAGCAGCUAAUGAUGAGGAAAUGGGUUCUAAAGAGGAGAUGCAGGAUUGGUUGCUAAGUGUUGGUAUCAUAUCUCCAGUCACAAAAGAAUCUGCGGGUGCCCUUUAUCAUCAGCAGUUAUCUCGACAGUUGGCAGAUUUUGUCAGAAUUCCAUUAGUAAGAGCUGGAGGAAUGAUCAAUCUUAUAGAUAUCUAUUGUCUCUUUAAUCGUGCUCGGGGCACAGAAUUGAUCUCACCUGAGGAUUUGUUGCAAGCAUGUACUCUUUGGGAGAAAUUUGAUGCACCAGUCAUGCUUCGAAAGUUUGAUAGUGGAGUCAUGGUCAUCCAGAACAAGUCCCAUAGUGAUGAGGAGGUUUUUGCUCGAAUCAAAACCCUUGUUACACAGCCUGAUGCCCUCCAAGGUGGAAUUACUGCUAGUGAUGCUGCAAUGACUUUGGGUAUUGCUCCAGCUAUGGCUAAGGAGCAUCUUCUAACUGCUGAGAGCAGAGGUAUACUAUGUAGGGAUAUAAGCCCUGAUGGCUUUCGCUUCUACAUUAAUCUCUUUCCUGAAAUCAAUUCUGAUGACAUGCACAUGGUAAAAGAUCAUGGGAUUUAUUCUCUGUGGGCUCGAGCCGUAUCUGCUUUGUAAACAUGUGCUGUAAGGUCAGAUAUGAUUUUAUAGUUUUUUUAUCUUUCUUCCGUCAAGAUAACGGACCAGCAUGAUCACCUGAUACAUCAGUGCUUUCAGUUGUUGGGAUUUGAGAUUCUGUAGCAAUUGGCAGAAUUGUUUGGUACGUGGAGAGCUGCUAUUUCUUAUAGGCUGCAGCUUUUUAUCAUUUAAGUCCUGGAUGGAUGGAUGGAUGGAUGGUUCGUUCCAAUUGAUGAAGCAAAGGUGAGAAUUCGCUAUAUGAACUGUAUUUGCUUGUGUUGACGUGGUAAACCUUUUCAAACAGCUGAACCAUUUUGUAUCAGAUGCAUCUGGAAGCAACUGAGCAUUCAUGGCCAAUAAUUUGCUACAGAAAUGUGUAUACAUAUUUCAUUCAGAAUACAAUUCUAAUUUUUGUCUAAAUGAAUAUCACAUAUAUGCUACAACUUAUUUACAAUAAUAAUUUUUUCUCAAAUAUUUGUUU
Manihot esculenta (cassava) is the source of this 1899-nucleotide messenger RNA. RefSeq names its product vacuolar protein sorting-associated protein 36. Gene Ontology annotation, biological process: protein transport to vacuole involved in ubiquitin-dependent protein catabolic process via the multivesicular body sorting pathway. Lineage: Eukaryota; Viridiplantae; Streptophyta; Magnoliopsida; Malpighiales; Euphorbiaceae. Gene Ontology annotation, molecular function: phosphatidylinositol-3-phosphate binding; ubiquitin binding. Bases 99 to 1418 code for a protein of 439 amino acids. The transcript is spliced from 8 exons. Gene Ontology annotation, cellular component: ESCRT II complex; late endosome membrane. The record is from RefSeq and is a predicted model, not a curated record.